Messenger RNA from Neurospora hispaniola, 477 nucleotides. RefSeq names its product glycosyl hydrolase family 61-domain-containing protein. The coding region runs from base 1 to 477 and encodes 158 amino acids. NCBI's taxonomy places the organism in Eukaryota, Fungi, Ascomycota, Sordariomycetes, Sordariales, Sordariaceae. The record is from RefSeq and is a predicted model, not a curated record. The transcript has 3 exons.
AUGAAGUCUUCACUUUUAGCCGUCCUGACCGCCGGACUAGCUGUCAGGGAUGCAAUCGCCCACGCCAUCUUCCAACAACUCUGGGUAGACGGUGUCGACUACGGCUCCACCUGUAACCGCCUUCCGACCUCCAACUCCCCCGUCACCAACGUGGGAAGCCGAGAUGUUGUGUGCAAUGCCGGUACGAGGGGUGUCAGUGGAAAAUGCCCCGUCAAAGCAGGCGGGACCGUGACGGUGGAGAUGCACCAGCAACCAGGCGACCGCUCCUGCAAAUCCGAAGCCAUCGGCGGCGCCCACUGGGGUCCGGUGCAAAUCUACCUCUCCAAAGUUUCCGACGCCUCCACCGCCGACGGUUCUUCUGGCGGGUGGUUUAAGAUCUUCUCUGACGCCUGGUCGAAAAAAUCCGGCGGGCGCAGCGGAUACACGUGCAAGGCUGUCUCACCUCCCUAUUACUCGCAGUGUGCCCCAACCUCGUAG